Mizuhopecten yessoensis (Yesso scallop) is the source of this 622-nucleotide messenger RNA. Its product is annotated as sulfotransferase 1A1-like. NCBI's taxonomy places the organism in Eukaryota, Metazoa, Mollusca, Bivalvia, Pectinida, Pectinidae. Gene Ontology annotation, molecular function: sulfotransferase activity. The transcript has 4 exons. Bases 1 to 564 code for a protein of 187 amino acids. Gene Ontology annotation, biological process: sulfation. Gene Ontology annotation, cellular component: cytoplasm. The record is from RefSeq and is a predicted model, not a curated record.
AUGGCAAGACAGGGCAAAGUGAAGAUUGUACAUGUUCUGCGAAAUCCAAAAGAUACAAUAGUGUCUUAUUAUCAGCAUUACAAACGAGUAGGAAGACCGAUCUAUGAAGGAGAUUUCAACGGAUUUUUUGAUUUCUGUCUAUCAGAUGAGAAUGCACUGUUUGGUGGAAAUUGGUUUUCGUACUUCAGGGAAUGGGAGGAUGCCAAAUUGACACAUCAGAACGUAAAGGUUCUCUCCCUGCGAUAUGAAGAUAUUAAACAGAAUCUGUAUGACACCAUCAACAUACUGGUAGAAUUCCUCCAGCUUGAUCGACCAGAAUCAUUUUUGCGUGACGUGGAAAAAGCAGUUCAAUUUGAAAAUCUUCAGAAGGAACAUGAAACAAUGGCAGGAGAAACGAAGAUCUGGAAAGAUCUCGGAGACCGUGGAAGAUUACCAAUUUAUUGGAAAGGAUGUAUUGGUGAUUGGAAAAAUUACUUUACAGUUGCGCAAAACGAAAGAUUUGAUGCAGUAUAUGACAAAGAGAUAAAGGAGCAGGGUAUUGAUCUCCAAUUUUCCUAUGAAUGAUACAUGACACGCAUGGUGAGUCUGUGCGAUGGAGAAUGUACAAUUAUAUACAUUUUAA